Molecule: messenger RNA, 2940 nt
Organism: Colletotrichum destructivum
Lineage: Eukaryota; Fungi; Ascomycota; Sordariomycetes; Glomerellales; Glomerellaceae
Exons: 5
Coding region: 548-2890 (780 amino acids)
Biological process (GO): regulation of DNA-templated transcription; DNA-templated transcription
Molecular function (GO): zinc ion binding; DNA binding; DNA-binding transcription factor activity, RNA polymerase II-specific
Source: RefSeq, a predicted model, not a curated record
UGUCACCUCAUUCGGUCCCGGGCGGGUAUCUCACCUCUUCCCCUCCUCCCUCCCUCUCUUUCACUCACAGUCGCUCUCACUCUCGGACAUCACCUCACCCCUUCAAAUUUCGCCCCUGUGGUCUCCUUGCGAUCCAUUAUCGGACCCAGGCUAACAAAGAGCCUCAGUAGCACCGGACUGAAGAUACCACGGCAGUGUCGUUCAUCUCAUCCCCCGGGCGGGUGUCCCUACUUAUACGCCCUCAUCUCAAUCUCUAUAGUGUCUCGGACACUAACACAAUCCCCCACCGAGUGCUCGUCGUUGACCACAAACUACUGCCAUCCACCAGAGGUACACUGGGGGGUUUCUUGGCCGCAUCCGCACCUUCUCGCUUGUUCAUUGGACCUCCUUAUUAAACUCAUGCCGCAUCCCGUCAACGUUUCGCCUGCAACACCGCCCCUCGGAUCCGAGUCGGGAACAAGCCAGCCGACAAAGACAUUCGCAAGGCGCCCGGCGUGUCAUCGUUUCGCAUGUCAAAGGCCAACGGCAUCCACAUAAUAAUAAUACCAUGUCGGGAGAAGCCCAGCUCCCACACCCGCCAAGGGCUCCUCCACCACCCGAACCCGACCCCAUGGCAGCCAUGAAGCUUACCAGGGGCACCUCGUGUGUGUUGUGCCAGCAAAGAAAGGUGCGCUGCGACAAGAACAAGCCGUGUGCCAACUGCGUAAAGGCCCGGGUAGAGUGUCGGGUGAUACCCCCGCAACCACCGAGGCGGCGGAAGAAGCGUCUCCAGGAGCGGGAUCUCGUUGACCGACUCAAAAAGUACGAGAACCUUUUGGCCGAGAAUGGCGUCAAAUUCGAUCCCAUCGCCGCGAACAUCAAGUCUUCGGACAGGAACUCGAUCCACAUGGACGAUGACCAUCAAAUCGACGACGAUGCCGACCUGGCAAACGACUUUGAAGGACUGAAGACCUCCCCCGAGGGAAGCACAUCCCCUUCUGUGGCAGGGAGCCGAAGAUCGCAGUCCGAUAAACCGUUUAACAAAUGGUUUCCUUUCCAUAAAGAAUUCAGGGCCAGCGAGGAACUGCUCAGGGAUUCCUCGGAAGACGAGGUUGAUGGUUCAACGAUACAUCAUGCCUUUGACAAGAUGUACGACAACCAAGAUGGUUUCCCGUUCAUUGUAGGCAGUCGGAAUGCCUCUGUCACGCACCUUCACCCGCCACCCAUCCAAAUCUUCCAACUCUGGCAGAUCUACAUUAACAAUGUCAACCCCCUCCUGAAAAUUACCCAUGUGCCUACAGUCCAGGGUCUUAUCAUCGAGGCGAGCGCCAACCUCGAGAAGGUCCCCAAGAGCGUUGAAUCACUCAUGUUUGCCAUAUACCUUAUGGCAGUCACCUCACUAGAGGAUGCAGAGGUUGCAAAGAUGUUUAACGAACCCAAGCCCACUGUCCUGUCCACUUUUCACACUGGGCUUCAGCAAGCCCUCGUCAAUGCCGGUUUCAUGCGCACCAGCGACACGAUGGUUCUCCAGGCCUACAUGCUCUAUCUGAUCGGGGUUCGCAUGUUCGUUGACCCGCGGCAGAUAUUCUGUCUUGUCGGGAUCGCUGUGAGAAUAGGCCAGCGAAUGGGCCUUCAUCGGGACGCCGCAGCGUUUGGCCUGUCGCCGUAUGAGGUCGAGCAGAGGCGGCGGCUGUGGUGGACGAUCGUAGGCUACGACCGCCGGAUAGGAGAGAUGACGGGCUCGACUGUGACAGCAUUGUCUACUGCCGGGGACUGCAAGCUGCCCCUGAACAUCAACGAUACAGACCUUCACGUCAACGGCAAAGACGCCCCGACCCCGCACCAGGGCGUGACCGAGAUGCUAUUUGUCCUCAUCCGGACGGAGCUUGCGAUGGCCAUCAGCAUUGACACCAUGCGUGACCCCCAAAGACACGGCGACAAGGACGGCAUCCCCGGGUCUGCCGCCGCGCCGCGACCGGUUCCGACUGUCCGCAUGGCUGGCCAGGACCAAUCUUACACACUCGAUGGGUUCUUCGCGCACAUCGAGGGCACAUACCUGAAGUGGUGUGACCCCAAGAUCCCGCUACACUUCUUCACCCUCACUAUGACGCGGCAGGCCCUGUGCAAGAUGCGCGUGAUCUCGUUUCUCGUGCGUAUGGGUAAUGGCGAGGCAACGACGCUGGCGGACCACGAGCGCGACACGCUCUUUCUCGAGGCCAUCCAGAUGAUCGAGUACGACAAUGUCGUCCAGGCCGCCGACAGCCUGCAGGGUUACAAAUGGUAUACCUACCUGCACUUCCCGUUCCCGGCGUACAUGUUUCUGGUGACGGAGCUACGCCACCGGCUAACGGGCCCCAUGGUUGAGCGCGCGUGGGAUGCCAUCGCCGAGAACCACGACCGACGCGGUCUCAUGAGCACGCUGCACAGCCCCAUGCACAUCGCGUUUGGCAACCUCUUUAUCAAAGCCUGGGACGCCCAUGCAGCCGGGCAGCAACAAAUCGGCAAACCGGUGCAGGAGCCCAUGUGGAUCACGCGGCUCCGGCAGCGGGCGGAGAAGAUGGGUAAGAAGCAGCGCAGCGGCCAACCCGGGCCGGAGAUGGGUAUCGGCAUCCCGCAGCCGGCGGCACGGGUUGCGCCGGUAAGCGGGACCUCGCAGCUUGGGUCCAUGCAGCUGCCACAGAAUAUAAUGAUGACGCCGCCGUCUGUGAGUGCAGAAACGCCAGCGAUGCACGGCCCGCCGGCGCCCGACAAUGAUGUCGUUGACAUGGACUGGAGCUACCUAAUGCAGGGAUACGAUAUGGACACAUAUGCCGCGUUCGGAGGGGGGUUUGGGGGCUUCCCAAUGAACAGUAAUAGCAUGGGAGGGUCGGGCAUGAUGGGCAACCCGGACGGAAGCAUGUUUGGCAACUGAACGAGUGGUGUUUCUUCUUCUUUUGGAGAAGAGUUUUAUUGUUGUGUCUU